Messenger RNA from Neolamprologus brichardi, 1506 nucleotides. NCBI's taxonomy places the organism in Eukaryota, Metazoa, Chordata, Actinopteri, Cichliformes, Cichlidae. The record is from RefSeq and is a predicted model, not a curated record.
UAGAUGGAGUUGGAAAAAAUGUGCAUGUCUCGCUGCAGGCUUAUGAAUGAGUGUCGGUUCAGACUGUGUCUAAAAUGUAAGCUAAUGCCAUUUUUACUGUGUCCCCCUUUCACUUUUAUCAGUGUCAGGUGAGCCAAGGGGCGUGACGGUUUGGCAUGCGCUCUCUCGCCACCAUUAGUACCUUUGCUCACUCGACCGCUCCUGACUUUUGGCUCGGUUUUGUUAAAUACUGUGAAACUUAGGUAAACUUUGUAGCCUGUCUGCAUCUCCAGUUCACCAUGGCUCUCCAAGCCACCGCUCUGGUCACCUCUAAAUGGCUGGCUCAGGCUGUAAAGGUCCAGGGGAAAAUGCGGGUCUUGGACACUUCGUGGUAUUUGCCCAAACUGCGGAGAAACGCAAAGACCGAGUUCAAGAAGAAGCAUGUGCCGGGAGCAGCUUUCUUUGACAUUGACCAGUGCUGCGAUAAAACCUCUCCUCUGGACCAUAUGUUGCCGUCAGAGGACUAUUUUGCGGAAUACGUCGGGAAAUUGGGAAUAGAAAAGGACACGCACGUCGUGGUCUACGAUGGCAGCGAGUUCGGGGCGUUCUCGGCGCCCCGCGUGUGGUGGAUGUUCCGAGUGUUCGGGCACAGUGCGGUCUCUAUGCUCAAUGGGGGGCUCAGGAACUGGGAGCUGGAGGGUCGACCUGUGAGUGACCGGUACGUCAGACCCACAGCGACCGAGUUCAAAGCCUCUCUGAACCGCUCGUGGAUAAAAACCUAUGAGGAUAUCCUGGAUAACCUGGAGACUAAAAAGUUCCAGGUGGUGGAUGCCAGGCCCACAGGCAGGUUCAAAGGGCUGGACCCNNUACCCAGUGAUAACACAGAGCCGGGCCACAUCCCUGGCUCCAUCAGCAUUCCUUUCCACGCCUUCCUGUCACCUUCUGGCCACUUCCUGCCAAAGGAAGAACUCCAGGCUCUGUUCGCCCGUGCUGGUGUGGAUCUCGACCGCCCGCUUUGUGUCUUAUGCGGCUCUGCAGUGACCGCGUGCCACGUGGCACUGGCGGCCCACGAGUGCGGGCACCCGGGGGUGUCGGUGUAUGACGGUGGAUGGUCGGAGUGGUACACCCGCGCCGUGCCCGAGCACGUCAUAUCAGAUGGGAGAGGGAAACAUUUGUGAUAACAGGAAGGACCUGUGACCGAUGGUUUUAGGCUGGAUCACUUGCGCUGUUGUUGCUUUUGAAGUUUGGUCAUCUGGGAAUUGUGUGACUUCCUCCUGUGAAGCCACAGCCAGCAGCAGGUUAGCAAAAUUUCCCAGAAUGUCCAAAAAGCUCCUGUAUUAAUAAUACACCACUGGGGAUUUUUUUAAAAUUGUUCAUCUAUUAUAUACUGAUAGAUGAUUUGUGAUUAAAGUCAUCAAUAUGUGGACACUAAACUGAACUUCUUGUUGGCAGCUCAUGGACUCAAAGACACCUACACUUUGUAAUCUUGUCUAAUCUUUGGUAAAAUAAAUAUGAACAUGUAUAGCA